Molecule: messenger RNA, 993 nt
Organism: Gymnodraco acuticeps
Lineage: Eukaryota; Metazoa; Chordata; Actinopteri; Perciformes; Bathydraconidae
Gene: calhm3
Product: calcium homeostasis modulator 3
Exons: 4
Coding region: 1-993 (330 amino acids)
Molecular function (GO): monoatomic cation channel activity
Source: RefSeq, a predicted model, not a curated record
AUGGAUCGUCUGAAGUUAGUCCUGCAGUACUUUCAGUCCAAUUCUGAGUCAAUUUCCAAUGGCAUCUGUAUUAUCCUGGCCCUGGUCAGUGUCAAGCUGUACACCAGCUUUGACUUUAACUGCCCUUGCCUUCCUCAGUACAACAAGCUGUACUCUCUAGGUGUGAUGAUUGUGCCCCCCAUCAUACUCUUUUUCCUGGGGGUCCUAGUCAACAGACAUACAGGAGUCAUGAUGGAGGAGUGGAUGAGACCCGUUGGGAACAGAUCUAAAAAUCCUGCUGUGGUAAAGUACCUGUUCUCAGCCAUGAUACAGAGGGCCCUGCUGGCCCCCAUGGUGUGGAUCCUGGUCACUCUGCUGGAUGGAAAGAUCUUCAUCUGUGCCUUUAGUGUUAGUGUAGACCCUGCACUCUUCUCAGGUUUGCCCAACAACACAGGUCUGGAUGUGAUCAAAAUCAUGGCCAAAGUGCCCUGCAAGGAGGACAUUAUCUUCAGGAACAGCUCUUUCCGCAAAGCAGUCUCUCGUUACGUUCGCUGCUAUUCCCAGGCAGUUGGCUGGUCCAUCCUCCUCUUCCUGAUUGUGCUUGGAGCCAUGGGACGCCUCAUCAAGCCCUACUUCGAUGACCACGCCACCUCUCUGCAGACACGCUACUGGAGCAACUACCUGGACGUGGAGCAAAAGCUCUUUGAGGAAACCUGUGUCCUGCAUGCUCGUGACUUCGCCCGGAAGUGUGUGGUGCAGUUCUUCGAGGACAUGAGGGAGGACGCCGUACUCCGUCUCCCGCAACCGCUUUUCCUCAGAAACUCCAGAGAGGAGUGGGAUGAUAAAGAAGAGGAGAGGCUUCACGGAGUGUCGAAGCAGGAGCAGGUGGACCAGCUGCUGAACAAGUGGUACCACAGUAAACCUGAACUAGAUGUCACCAGAAUGGCACACAGACCCAGGACCUGUGUGACCUGGGAGGACAGAGAAGGGAGGACUUUAUACUCGGAUGUCUAG